CACAGCAAGUCUAGAAGAGGCGUGUAAGCAUUGAUCCUUCUCGCUUGGAAAUCAUUGCAACACAACGGCCUGAGAUGCGUCGUUCAAAUCCUGCCAGAGUGGUUGUAUAAGAAGUGGACUCACAAAUCCAUUUGCGGACUGCUACCAUUCAAAACGGUUGAAAUGAUGGGCUGGGUUACACUAGAUGUCGGGGAGAAGGCAAUUAUCUACAGUUUGGAGGGAGAGGCCAGGAUUGAAGAAGGACCUAAACGUAUGUUCCUAUGGAGGGAGAAAUAUUGCAAAUUAACAAAGCACUCAGCCAAUCAGAAUGAAUAUCUUGUGGUCAGAUUCCUGGAUGGAUGUGUGGAGCAUAUCCCAGGGCCCCACGUCAUGUUCAGCAACCCUGUGAGAAUUUCCAGUACUACCGUUCAGGAGGUCAUUGCCCUGGACGCCAGCGAGGCUCUGGUUGUCUACGCUAAGGAUAAGGAAACCGACACUGUCAAGCGAUACAUCAAGUAUGGCCCCUGUCAGUUCAUGCCCGCUGCCAGUGAAUGGCUCCAUGAUUUCCAAUGGCAUGGCACAGAUCCCCAAAACAAGACUCGCAUCAUCGGAGAUGGCCACAAGUUCAAAAAGCUGAAGAUCAUCCCAGACCAGUUCUAUUACAAUGUUGAUGAAGUACGGACUGCUGAUGACGCCCUCAUCCGAGUCAAGCUGAUGAUGUUCUACGAGCUGGUUGAUAUUGAAAAAAUGCUGAGCGCAACUAAGGAUCCAGUUGCUGAUUUUGUCAACUGCCUGUGUGCUGAUGUUGUGACAUAUGCAACUCAGAGAACGUACAUGGCGUUUAUUGAAGAGUCCAGCAAACUGAAUGACCUUGACAGUUACCCUCAGCUGUUGGAGAGAUGCAAGGCCAUUGGCUUUGUCGUGUCAAAGGUCGUGUUUCGGGGCUACUUUGCUCAUGACAAACUUCAGAAGUUGCAUGACCGCUCAAUCGAUAAGCGAAGUCAGCUCAAGAUCCAGUACGAACAAGAGGAGCAGUUCCAGAACCUCACAGACGUCAAGCUGCACAAUGAGAUGCAGAGGCUGCAGCAGGAACAAGCCAUGGAGCUUCAGCAGGUGACACACCAGCAGAGGAUGGAGAAGGACAAGCUGACUCACACUCUUCUGAUGCAGAGGAAGGAAGCUGAUGACAGCCUGACCAAGGACUCGCUGGAGAGACGGGCACAGCUCAACGCCCAGAAGGCGAGUGAGGAACAGGAUUUGAACCAUCUGGUGAAGCUGUCGGAACUGAACGUGUCCCUGACCAGCUACCUGGUGGCAGACUCCGCCCGACCCGCCUCUGUCACCCGCAUCCUGGCCAACUCCCCAACCGUACACCUCCACCACAACGGGAUGGGGACAGGUGCCACUUCCAGUCAGGAUGGUGCUCCUUAGCUUAAACCACUGAGGACCAUGAUGCAUAAUCUCUUCAACUUCGAGACGGAACACGGGGACAUCUAAGUGCCCUCUUUCUUACAAGACUUUUCUCAUCUUGAGGACCAGGUGAACCAUUUCACUGUAUAUCAAGUGGCCUUGUACAUCUUCAUCCCAAAGCUGGGUUUGUUUCCCCACAUGGGUACAAUGUGUAAAUCCUAUUCUCCAUGUAGCUCUAUGUGAUAUUGAUUGAGUGUGACAAAAAUGGUUCACUGUUGGUUUUGAUAACAGAUAUCAGGUGAUCAUAUUUGCACUUAUUUUCUUAUGGAAACUCCUAUUGCAUAGCAUGUUUUGUUUGUUUGUUUGUUGUUUAACGCCGCACUCAGCAAUAUUCCAGCUAUGUGAUGGCGGUCUGUGAAUAAUCGAGUCUGGAUCAGACAAUCCAGUGAUUGACAACAUGAGCAUCG
Haliotis rufescens (red abalone) is the source of this 1856-nucleotide messenger RNA. RefSeq lists its product as uncharacterized. Bases 163 to 1410 code for a protein of 415 amino acids. The transcript is spliced from 13 exons. The record is from RefSeq and is a predicted model, not a curated record. NCBI's taxonomy places the organism in Eukaryota, Metazoa, Mollusca, Gastropoda, Lepetellida, Haliotidae.